UUCCAACUAAUACUGGGUUUAAUUCUUUGUCUAACUAUAUGAUUCACAAAGUUAUUUACCUUUUACUUGAGUUGUAAUUUAAAACUAAGGGUUUUGAAAAGACACGAACUACAAAAUAAUUCGAUAUAAAACCGGAGAUUCCGAGCACUAUAUGCAUGUCGGGAAGUGCCGGUAACAACAAAACAAGUUCCACACAUGCUGUAGAAUGCUGUAGACUUUGAUCCAGGUGUCAACAUCAGCAUGGGCAUUUUAUUCCUUUAUUUCGUAGUUUUCUUAAACGCAUUGCUGUUCCUGCUGUAUUUUACCGGCAUGUGGGUCGUAGUAGACUUCAUCAAGCUAUUAUUUGUAGUCGUAUACCAGGUUUUUCAAGCGCUGGCCCAGUUCGUUUUUCCAAGACGCAAAUCGCUUCGCGGGGAGACGGUUCUUAUUACUGGUGCAGCUAGCGGGAUUGGUAGAUUAACAGCUCUGAUCCUCGCAAAGAAGGGUUGUAAGCUUGUGUUAUGGGACAUCAACUUAGAAGCACUGAAGGCAGUAGCUCAAGAGAUACAAGACCUUGGAGCAGAGACGCACUACUUUGAAUGUGAUGUGAGGAAGAAGGAUGAAGUAGAAAAAGUUGCAAAUGCUGUUGAAGAUCAAGCAGGGAAUGUUACCAUUCUUAUCAAUAAUGCAGGAGUUGUUACAGGAAAGAAGUUUCUUAACUGCAGUGAGAGUGAUGUUAUGAGGACCUUUCAGGUCAAUUCUCUUGCUCAUAUUUGGACCAUACAGCGAUUUAUACCAUCCAUGAUGGAGAAAAACAGGGGACAUAUAGUAUCCAUUGCAUCUGUGGCAGGAUAUUUUGGACUAGUAGGAUGUGUUGACUACUGUGCUUCCAAGUUUGCUGCUGUUGGGCUGAUAGAGGCAUUAAGAAGAGAGAUUCAUGGCUUAGGAAAAAUGGGUAUUGAGUUUACAACUAUCUGUCCCCACUUCACUGCAACUGGAAUGUUUGCUGGUGUUAAGCUUAAAUACCCAAAUUUGCCCGGUUUGGGAGAACUGAAGCCAGAGUUUGUAGCAGAGAAAAUCGUUGAUGGAAUUGAGACUAACAGUCGUACAGUGUUUAUUCCAUUUAUGUCCCGAAUCAGCUACUAUCUGCAGACAGUGAUUCCUACGCAUUCCUCUGAUAUGCUCGUCCGUUUCUUGGGAGGUGACGAGGCCAUGGAUACAUUUGUGGGGCGGCGACAGACUAAGACAUGAGAGUGCUCUGCUUCUCUCAUCUUCUAACAACAAGUAUGAUCCAUGCUGUAGAAAAAAAGGGUUUGGCUCAAGAAACUUGCUGCUUCAAUAGACAAAGUAAAAGAAAACUUGAAUUCUUUGAAUUUCUUUAGCUGGAUGUGUAGUAAAAUUGUGUUAAUUGUUACGUUUUAUUGUUUUCAGUGAAAUAAGACGUGAAUACAGUACUGUACCGACAUUAACAUUGUGAAUUUUCAAAUGCAUAGUAUUAGUAUCUUUUGGUGUUUAUCUGAGACUAAGAAACAUAGAGAAAAAGGAGGUGUUUCAUCAAAAUAAAUAAGGAAAUAUUUCCCAAAAAUCAAGUGAUAAUAGAGCGUUAAUUAUGUAGAGUAGGAACUGAGUUUUAUCAUAAAUAUUUUUUUCUUUAAACUAAAUUCAGAUGGGAAAAAGUGUAUAAAAGUAUUCUAUUGUUUGUAUAACGUUGUUUUCUGUACAAUAAAAUUAAAUAAAAGGGAAUAUGAAUGCAA
Molecule: messenger RNA, 1733 nt
Organism: Nematostella vectensis (starlet sea anemone)
Lineage: Eukaryota; Metazoa; Cnidaria; Anthozoa; Actiniaria; Edwardsiidae
Product: 17-beta-hydroxysteroid dehydrogenase 13
Exons: 5
Coding region: 241-1230 (329 amino acids)
Molecular function (GO): oxidoreductase activity, acting on the CH-OH group of donors, NAD or NADP as acceptor
Source: RefSeq, a predicted model, not a curated record